AUGACCAUCAACGCUCUGAAGGACACACUAGAUGUCAGACUCGGCUUUAUUCUGCCUUGGGACACACCAUAUUUCUUGCCAAUGCUUCUGGAUGAAUAUAUCAUUACGACCAUGCCCGAGCUAGCCGUCCUGCUGGGCGAGUCGCCGUGCUCGCGGCGCAUAGCAAGAAUUCAUCCGGAGGCUGGGAUUUGUGAGCAUGAAUUGGCUUAUGCUUGCUCCCAGCAUGCUGUAGGUUUCGAGGAUGGAAAGCUCGGACUGGAAUUCCUCCGUGCUUGCUACCAAGACUAUGGUAUCUCCCCAGCCAUGGCCCAGAAGCAUCAACACAGAUGUCAUCCAAAGGAGAAGCAAAACAGCAGAGUGGGCGUAAGUGCCUGUACUAGAGUAAAGCAGCAGAUUGAGAGAAACAAGGAGGUUUGCUUCUAUAUACCACCGAUAGUUGACUGCACGAUCCAGUAUUCGAGAUGGGAGGAUUUGAGGCCGUUGCUCAAGUCUGCUGGGUUUAGAGGCGAUGAAAAUCUAGAGCAAGGGACCUGCGACAAGAGGCUGUCUGGUGAUACAUACAUAGACAAUCGGUUUCGGGGUAUGGGUGGGUCCAAAGUGAAAAUUACGGCAGCAAAGGAGUGA
Aureobasidium musti is the source of this 624-nucleotide messenger RNA. NCBI's taxonomy places the organism in Eukaryota, Fungi, Ascomycota, Dothideomycetes, Dothideales, Saccotheciaceae. The record is from the annotation of a GenBank genome assembly.